AUCCUGCUGGCUCAGCGAUCAAAGGGACCACCUUCUGGUGACGGACCAGUUUCUCGUGAUCGGUUCUAUCGCUGUGAGAUGAAAGUGAUGCGGGACAAUUAAACAAGAAGUGAGCUCAUGUUGAUGCACUUCAGUGACAGUUUCUUCCCACACAGAUAAGAUGCUGAGCGUUACUUGCUUUAUUCUCUAUUUGGUUUGGUCUGCUGGAAGUGAUCGGGUAUCUGAGAAAAGAGGAAAAUUGGGUAACUUAGGGGAACAAGACAAAACGACACAAGAAGAGGAAGUGUCUAGAAUCAAGAGUUGCCACAUACGUAUGUUCCCCUCAGCACAGGAAUAGGAAGUAUGAAGAGGACAGAAAAAAACAAAUCCACUUCUCAACGUGACCCAACUGCUGCAAGCUUAAACCACAGGAGUCUUUUAACUGCUGCAGGUGCACCCAAAGUAACUGCAUGUUGUUGUGAGAAGGGGGUUUCUGAAGAACUUCUAUUGUAAAAUAUGAGCGCCUCACUGGAGAGGACUACAGACUGUCCCUUGCCAAUUGUUGGAGAGGACUCCAGCAUAGAUGAGGACAAAGAAAACCCGACAGGCUUGACUGAGUUUCACUGGGAAGAUGGAGGACUGCCAGUGGAGCUUCAGAGAGGCAUGGAGACCCUCCGAGUGAACAGGGAACUAACCGACAUGGUGCUUUGUGUUCAGGGACACGACUUCCCCUGCCACAGGGCCGUACUCGCAGCUGCCAGCCAGUACUUCAGGGCGAUGUUUUGCAGCGGUCUGAAGGAGAGUCAUGAAGAACGCGUAGAAAUAAAGGGGUUGGACAGUGAGACAAUGCGCUUCCUUCUGGAGUAUACCUACACCAGCCGAGCCCUCCUCACACACUCAAAUGUUCAGAGAAUACUCGAGGCUGCCAGUCAGUUUCAGUUCCUGCGUGUGGUGGAUGCAUGUGCCGGCUUUCUGGGCAAGUCUCUGCAGUUAGACAGUUGCAUUGGGAUCCUGAAUCUUGCUGAAAGCCACGUACUGAUGGCCCUGAAGUCCAGGGCUCAGGACUACAUCACCUCUCAGUUCUCCCAAGUGGUCCAGCAGCAGGACUUCCUGGAACUGCCUGCGGAGUCACUGGAGACCAUCCUGCAGAGGGACGACCUCGAUGUGAAGUGUGAGGAGUGUGUUUUUGAUGCGCUCAUGCGAUGGGUGAGAGCUCGGCAGGAUGAACGCUGCCCUUCACUGGCGGGGCUGCUGUCACAUGUGCGACUGCCCCUGUUAGAGCCUGCAUACUUUGUGGAAAAAGUGGAGUCAGAUGAACUGAUUCGCCGCUGCAGUGAAGCUUUUCCUCUGUUGCAAGAGGCCCGCAUCUAUCACCUCUCCGGUAGUGAGGUGGUCUCUGAACGAACCAAACCGCGUGUACGGCACUUUCUAUCGGAGGUGUUCCUGAUAAUCGGAGGCUGCACUAAAGAUGAACGCUUCGUCUCCACUGUCACAUGCUUGGACCCUCUUAGACGCAGCAGGCUGGAGGUGGCCAGGCUGCCAUUCACAGAGAUGGAGGAUGAAUCCCAAAACAGAAAAUGGGUGGAGUUUGCUUGCAUUACCUUCCGCAAUGAAGUGUACAUAUCUGGAGGCAAAGAGACACAGCAUGAUGUUUGGAAAUAUAACGGCGCCCUGGACAAGUGGAUCCAGAUUGAAUCCCUGACAACAGGGCGCUGGAGACACAAGAUGGCAGUUCAUGGGGGGAAGGUGUACGCACUGGGUGGAUUUGAUGGAAAUCAGAGGCUCGCCAGCGUAGAGGCCUACGAUCCCUUUCACAAUCGCUGGACACAGGUGACACCUCUUGCUGUAGGCGUGAGCUCCUUUGCUGCUGCAAGCUUUGACAGGUGGAUCUAUGUGAUUGGAGGUGGGCCAAACGGAAAGCUGGCAACUGAUCAAGUCCAGUGCUGGGAGCCUGGGACAGACUCCUGGGAACUGCGGUCGCCCAUUCCCAUCGAAACCAAAUGCACUAACGCAGUCACAUUCAAGAACUGCAUCUACAUUGUUGGUGGUGCCAUGCAUGCCAUGUACUGCUACUCGCCACUGUCGGACUCCUGGUCCCUUGUGAGCCGUCUGGGGGAGAGGGCAAGCUGCGCCAUCGCUGCCUGCAACAACAAACUCUUCAUCACCGGGGGACGGGAUAACAAGAACCAAGUCAUCUCCACAGUGAUGUGCUGGGAUGUUGAUCGAGGGGUGUUGACGGAGGAGUGUGUUUUACCCAUGGGAGUGUCGCACCACGGAAGUGUGACGCUGAUGAAGUCCUACACACACAUACACAGAAUAACACCUGCUUCAGAGUGCCAGUGACACAGGACUGUGUGAGCGGGACAUUACUGUUGCUGUGAGAACAGUGGGGAAAGAGUGAAACAAAGUGAUGAACACUUUUUUUAAAAAAAAAUUGUUACUGUGUUAAUUUUAUGCUACUUUAUGACACUCUACUACAAAUAAAUCAUUAUGUUUGAGCAGUAUGAUGUGGCAUGUGUUAAAGCUUAACACAGAUGGACACAUAACUGGAAUAUGAAACUUUCAAAACCAGUAAAUAAAUUGUUUUCUGUUUUUUUACAGUUAAAAUGAUAACUAUAAAGAAUAUAAAAACAUAACAAGCCAUUUAACAGUGCUGGCAGAAUGCAAUUAAUCUGUGUAGGUUAAGAACUAAAAAUAUGCACUUCAACACUAGAUGUGACUUUCAUGAGGGAACCAAAGCCCCGGAGCACCUGGUGUUUUUAUUCUCUCUCUCUCUCUCUCUCUCUCUCUCUCAAACGCACACACACACACACACACACACACACACACACACACACACACACACACACACACACACACACACGGCUCUAUCUUCCUGUGGACACCGCCAUCAAGUGGUGAAAACAACUUCAAAAAAGGAAAAAAAACAAUCAGAUUUAAACAUAUGAAGAAAAACCUUAAAUUUAAUCCAACAAACAAGUAUUGGACUGUCCUGCAAACGUGGCUGCUUUAUACUUUUAUUUCUCUACAAUAGAAGUUCAGCGGCAUAUGUUACACUUUUACACACUGACUGCUUUGUAAAUUCAGAUUGAUAAUGCAGAUUAUAAUAGACAAUAUCACCAACAGAUUGUAAUAUUACUAUGAGAGCAUGUUUGGUCCCCAGGGAGGAGCUGUGCAGCAGUAGUCUAUAUGGAAACAAACUAAGUAAAAGUAGCACCGCAAGUGAUGAACACAUAAAUGCAUCCAGUAACAGCCUAUAUUAUUCUGAAAUGGGCCAUUGUGUACAAUGAGUGCUUUUAAAUUUGGUUUAUUUUUAUGUUAAUAUUUUGUCUUUUAAUGAAAUAACACUUUAAA
Messenger RNA from Scatophagus argus, 3333 nucleotides. It is a transcript of the gene klhl6, whose product is annotated as kelch-like family member 6. The record is from RefSeq and is a predicted model, not a curated record. The transcript has 7 exons. Gene Ontology annotation, molecular function: protein binding. Bases 496 to 2322 code for a protein of 608 amino acids. NCBI's taxonomy places the organism in Eukaryota, Metazoa, Chordata, Actinopteri, Scatophagidae.